AUGAAAGAAAAAGGUUACAUUGGAUUACCAGUUGAUGACAGAUCAUUUUCUUUGAUAAAAACUAAACUUGUGCAAGAAGACAAUGAAUCAGAUAAUGACGGCGAAUCGAAAGCAAAGAGAUCGCGUAAACGACGUCGAAAUGAAGCGUCCAUACUCGAACAAGAAAAUGAAGAACGAUUGAGCAAUGUUCGGCCUAAACGAGCAGCAGCACUAAAAAUCAAUGGAACUAAUGUUGGUCAACGACGAAUCGAUGAAUUUAUUUCCAAGAAACGUUCUCCAUCGAAGAAGACAACAAAUUCUAUCAAACCGACCACAAUGCUUCCACCAUUACCGAUACCGGAAAGUGAACGUUGUCCAAUAUGUGAUCGAUUAAUUUCCAGCGAUAUUCUUCAAGUGCAUACCGAUGCGUGUUUAAUUCAAAAUAGUGAUUCUGCGAAAGAAUUAAUCGAAAAAAGUAAACAACGUACUAAAACCGAAGCGAAAGCGAAGGAAAUUCUCUUUCAACGAGCGACACGCAAAGUAGUUGCUAAUCAUUUAACUCGUGUGGACAGUGAAACGACCACUUGUCCAACAUGCCAUAUGCAAAUGACUGUUUCUCGACUUGAAAAUCAGCAUAGGAAAGAAUGUUCAAAUCGUCGUCUGUGA
This is a messenger RNA of Adineta ricciae, 645 nucleotides long. Lineage: Eukaryota; Metazoa; Rotifera; Eurotatoria; Adinetida; Adinetidae. The record is from the annotation of a GenBank genome assembly.